AUGGCCACACCUUGUCGGGGUGCUGGGGCUGGGGCACAGGGUGAGGGUGUGGAUAUCCCACUCCAGGGUCAUGGUGUUGAACCAACUCCUGGGGUGCUGCGUCUAUCAGAGAAUGCUAUCAACCUUCGUGUCCGACGGGUCCUACAGCCCAAUUGCAAAGGGGAGUUCAAGGUGUCAGAGAGUAUCCGAAAGAUGUAUACAGACAAAAGGGGUGGCGGCAAGGAUAAACUCCUUCAGAUAUUCCAGAGCUGCGGGUUCGAUCCGGAGACAUUCGUCCAGGAAUGUGAAGUUCUUGCAGAGGAUUUGGUAUCCAAUGAACUUCGGAUUGAGGGCGAAUUUGUGAGCGAAGAGACCAUGCUGAACGAAUGGGGAUGGACCCAGAAAAGAGUGGAUGGUGUGAAGAGCAUUGCUGAGAAAGACCCCCUGUCCCUCAUGAGGAAGGAUAGAUACGAGAAAGACCUGGUGCUCUACUGGGCUGAAACGGCAGUUAAGGGAAACCACGUGCGCACCAGCACAACCGGCUUCAAGCGCAAACUCAAAUGGGAGGAGAAUGGUGCGGAUCUUGGUUCCUUUGCCCGCCCCACCGGCUUGCCCAACUUCGGUGGCGUGCCUUCUUCCAGUGUCAAAGACAAGGAGAUCCAGGGGCCAGUCCUAUCAACAUUGUUUGUCAACAAAAUCUUUUUCCUUUCCCCUGAAGAUGAAGAUCAGUCAGAUCAUGGUUCUGAUGUCAGCAUUCGGGAUGUCAAGAAGGAAAAGGCCCUCGCUAUCGAAAAAAUUGCCCGAAAGAAAGCUGGCCUUCCAGAGCUUGAGCUGGAUGCCCUCCCCAGUUCGAUUUGCAACAAGAUGAUGACAUGCCUGUCGAAGAGAUCCCAGAAGCUCCAAGACGGAAUUGACAAGUUAGAUUCCGCAGAGAAAUUGUCCGGUUUACAAGAACAGACACUGGUCCAAUUAAGUGGGUUUCUCAAAUAUAUGAAAGGUCAUUGCCUCUUUGUUCCUUGCUCGGCUAACUCCUGUAUAAGUCCCCUGAGACCCCAAGCUCUUCCAGGAUGA
This is a messenger RNA of Cladocopium goreaui, 1050 nucleotides long. The record is from the annotation of a GenBank genome assembly. NCBI's taxonomy places the organism in Eukaryota, Dinophyceae, Suessiales, Symbiodiniaceae.